This is a messenger RNA of Cladocopium goreaui, 1558 nucleotides long. Lineage: Eukaryota; Dinophyceae; Suessiales; Symbiodiniaceae. The record is from the annotation of a GenBank genome assembly.
AUGACAUUGCGUACAGCACUGUGUGCCGAGAAUGACAAGUGGUGGGGCAGCUGGGAAAAGGCUGGCAGCCGCAAAAAGGGACACAAGGAGAAGAACAAAGACGGCCCCGCUCUAGCAGAGGACGACGACGCCGAAGGAGACUUUUGGGACAUGCCAGACACGUCUGCCCCAGAUGCAGAGGGUGGCUUGGAUCGGUGGACCUUGGGCCGCCUUCCGGGACACGAGCAAGCUGCAGAGGAUGGCAUGGCGGUACCCAAGGCGAUGCCAAACAAUGCCUUGACCGUGGAGGCAUUAGAGCGUGACCACCUGGCAGCUGCCCCCACAGUGGCGCCGCAGGUGGCAGCUCCAGCCCCCAUGAACGCGCCCAGUGGCAAUUGGAUGGUGGAUGGCCUACCACCACCUCAGCAGGACCUUUUGGCAGCACUGGGUGCGCCAGUGGCCGCAUCUUCCAGCUCUGCCCCAGCAGAGGAUAGAAACCAGGAUAGGCCUGAGCGCGGCGAGAAAGGCCGCGGGAAGGGCAAGAAAGGUAAAGACCGAGAGAAGGGUGCCGAGGGCGAGAAGGAGCGACUAGAGCGCAUAGAUCGCUCAGACGAUCCUCGUCGGCAAGCGGUCGAGCAGGUCGGAGAAGUCGUUACGGUGCGCAAGCACAGCUCAAUGGGCUGUGCCGUCGUAUCCAUGACCGAUGUCAGGGUGCGACAGGCAAUCGUGGCCGAAGGCAACGAAUGCACAAUCAAUGGCCUCAAGGUCCAAAUCAAACCGCAUCACAACAAGGACACCAAAGAAGAGGUUCUGACCGACCUGUUCGUCGCUUGGGGUAGACAGGUAGAGAAGGUGAGUCCCCUUUCGGAAGAGAAGAUUGCCCAGUACUUUGACAAAAAGUACAAGGACAUCAUCGCAGGAUGGAAGGCAGCUGAGGAGGAGAGGAGGCAAGCGGAGGAGCAACAACGGCAAGAGAUUGUUUUAAAGCAGAGAACUGAAGAGCGUAGACGAUACGAAGAAGAAGAGCAAAAGCGACGCCAGCAAGAGGCUGAGCAGCAGCAGAAAUGGAUGAGUCAACAGUGGAUGCAACAAGCUGGUGGCGUGGUGCCGCAGGGCGGAGCAGUUAGGGGCAUGGGAGCCACCGCUGAUGCGUAUCAAGCACAGCUGCAGCAGCAACAGCCACAGCAGCAGCAACAAGCAGCAGCCAUGCAGUGGAACCCGUCCCAGCAGCAGCAGUGGAUGCAGGCAAUGGCAUACCAGGCACAGGGGUGGCAGAUGGCUCAGCGAGGUCUUCAGAUGCAGGGCAUGGCCCAGGCAGCCUCGGGUCAGGACCAGGCGGAUUGGCGGGCUUACUACCAGCAGUAUGUAGAUCAACAGCAGCGUGGCCAGAAUGCUUUUGCUGCACAACAGCAAGCGGGCGGGUAUCAGAACCAGCAAGCCUUCAACUAUGGCACAUACUCGCGCGGUGAGCGCAUUUGAGGGCGCUGUAGGGCUGCCUUGAGACGCCCGCAGAUGGCUGAGACAUGUGAGAGGUUGUAGGAUGCUCCAUUAGUCCGUGUCACAUUCAGUGCAAGCGGAU